AAUAAACACUCCAGAAUGCUCAAAACUCUGAAAACAUUGAUGAAUUUUUCCUUUCUGUAUUUUUUUUUAGAUUGUGGUUUGAAUGUUCAUAAGCAGUGUUCCAAGAUGGUCCCAAAUGACUGUAAGCCAGACUUGAAACAUGUCAAGAAGGUAUACAGCUGUGACCUCACAACACUCGUGAAAGCCCAUAUCACUAAGCGACCAAUGGUGGUGGACAUGUGCAUCAGGGAAAUUGAAUCUAGAGGUCUUAAUUCUGAAGGACUGUAUCGAGUAUCAGGAUUUAGUGACUUAAUUGAAGAUGUCAAGAUGGCUUUUGACAGAGAUGGUGAGAAGGCAGAUAUUUCUGUGAACAUGUACGAAGACAUCAACAUCAUCACCGGUGCGCUGAAACUGUACUUCCGGGAUCUCCCGAUCCCACUCAUCACAUACGACGCCUACCCGAAGUUCAUCGAGUCGGCCAAAAUCAUGGAUCCUGACGAGCAAUUAGAAACCCUCCACGAGGCACUGAAGCUGCUGCCCCCUGCGCACUGCGAAACCCUGCGGUACCUCAUGGCACAUCUCAAGAGAGUGACCCUCCACGAGAAGGAGAAUCUUAUGAACGCCGAGAACCUUGGCAUUGUGUUCGGCCCGACCCUGAUGAGAUCUCCAGAACUAGACGCCAUGGCCGCCUUGAACGAUAUACGAUAUCAGAGACUGGUGGUGGAGCUGCUUAUCAAAAAUGAAGACAUUUUAUUUUAAAUUUUAGUUCGCGGGGGAAAAAGUGUUUUACAGAUGAAGGAAGGUUUUAUAGUAAUUUAAUUGGCUCUUAUAGCUGAAUUAUUUCUUGGUUAGAAGUUUGGGCAGAUAGCCAGAUUAAAAUGAAGGAACUUUCCACGGUUUCCGUAGCACCGCUCAGCUGUCCUUGUAAAACAGUGAACACACGCGCUCCAGUUCUAGUAACCCUGGGUGUUUAUCAUGUUAAGAGAAACUCAAGCUACUGCAUGAUUAGCCCCCUCUUUGGCAAGGGAACCCCACACAAAGGAGACAACAAGCCUGCACCGCCUUUUUGUCCCGGAUAGUCUGUGGUUGUAAUUCCGCAUGUUUCGCAGAGUAAAUCUGUCGUGACUCGCUUUUGGGUUCUAGGUCUUUGGUUUCUGACGCUUCUACAAAUGGGCCCACAAAUGGAUGGAACAGCACCUCUGGCUGUCCCGCAUCCCCAUAGACUAGAACAUAGGCGUCCGACUCUCGCAAACGCUGCACUUCUGCUUUCUCCUCGUUCUUCUCUGACAGAGUCCUUUGUUUCCAGCAAAGGCAAAAUGUGUUUUCAGAUUUGUUACUUUAGUCAAUUAUCCACCAAUAAAAAAGUACAAUGCAGAACA
Leptonychotes weddellii (Weddell seal) is the source of this 1358-nucleotide messenger RNA. The record is from RefSeq and is a predicted model, not a curated record. Lineage: Eukaryota; Metazoa; Chordata; Mammalia; Carnivora; Phocidae.